Molecule: messenger RNA, 4636 nt
Organism: Mus musculus (house mouse)
Lineage: Eukaryota; Metazoa; Chordata; Mammalia; Rodentia; Muridae
Gene: Cd101
Product: CD101 antigen
Exons: 9
Coding region: 59-3160 (1033 amino acids)
Cellular component (GO): membrane
Source: RefSeq, marked validated
GUCACUCAGCCUCUGAGCAAGUUCAGUGACGCUGCCCGAAAAAGCUGUGCCGGUCCAGAUGGCAUGCAUCCUGUGUGUGGCAUCUCUCUUUCUCUCUCUAACUAAGUUCAGCAUCGGCCAGAGGGAAGUAAAAAUUCAAGAAGGCCCUCUGUACAGAGCCGAAGGUUACCCUGUCAGCAUCAGGUGCACCGUAAGUGGUCAUCAGGGUCCUUCCACGCAGGAUUUCCGGUGGUCUAUUUACCUGCCAAGCGCCCCGACCAAGGAAGUCCAGAUCAUCAGUACCAAGGAUGCCGGCUUCUCUUACGCAGUGUAUGCCCAGAGGGUGCAAAGCAAGGAGAUCUACAUAGAGAGGCUGCAGGGUGACUCGGUCCUGCUGCAUAUCUCAAAACUCCAGAUGAAAGAUGCUGGCGAGUACGAGUGCCACACACCCAACACGGAUGGGAAGUACUUUGGAAGUUACAGUGCAAAGACAAAUCUUACUGUGGUUCCCGACACCCUGUCUGCCACCAUGCCCUCCCAGACGCUCAGUAAGAAGGAAGGUGAGCCCUUGGAACUCACCUGUGAGACAACCAAAGCCACCGUGCAACACACCCAUCUCUCUCUCACCUGGUACCUGAUGCAGGAAGGAGGAGGGAGCCAAGCCACUGAGAUCGUUUCUCUCUCCAAGGACUUUGUAUUGACCCCUGGGUCCUCCUAUGCAGACAGGUUUGUGGCCGGUGAUGUACGGCUGGACAAGCUUGGAGCCACUUCCUUCAGGCUGUCUGUAGGCAAGCUCCAGCCCUCAGAUCAGGGCCAGGUGUUCUGUGAGGCCACAGAAUGGAUUCAGGAUCCAGAUGAAACGUGGACUUUGAUCACAAGAAAGCAGACAGAUCAAACAGCUCUGAGGAUCCAGCCGGCAGCAAGAGAUUUUACAGUGAGCAUCACAGCCAGUAGCUCACCUGAUGAAGGAAAACCCUUGGAACUGGUUUGCCUGGCUGUUGGCAGAGAUGGUAACCCGCAGCUUCAGGGUGUGUGGUUUCUCAAUGGGAAGGAAAUUGCCCAGACUGAUGCUGGUGGGGUCCUGGACCUGAAGAGAGACUACAGAGACAGAGCGAGCCAAGGCCAGCUGCAGGUGUCAAAGUUAAGUGCCCAGACGUUCUCUCUCAAGAUCUUCUCCGUGGGUCCAGAGGAUGUAGGCACCUACAGUUGUGAAGUGGCAGAGGUGGCGAGGACUCAGAUGGGCUCCUGGCAGGUACUUCAGAGAAAGCAGUCACCAGGCUACCGGGUGCAGCUGAGGGAGCCAGCAGCAAGAAGUGUGACCGUGUCUGCCGAGCAGCGUACUGUGUGGGAAGGAGAGACGCUUACCCUUCUCUGCAAGGCAGCUGGGGAUGUGAGUGCUCUAUCUGUGAGUUGGUGGCUCACCCCACAGGACCAGUCCACACCCGUGUUUGUGGCUGGCAUGGGGCAAGAUGGUACUGUGCAGCUGGGAGUCUCUUCUCCGGGCCCUGCGCACCGUGGUAACAGGAGGCUGGAGAAAGUGGACUGGGCCACCUUUCGGCUGGAGAUUGCCUCUGCCAUGGUCACAGACAGCGGUACCUAUGAAUGCAGGGUGUCAGAGAGACUCCAGAACCAGGCCAAAGGUUUGCAGUCAACCCAGAAGAUUUCAGUCACUGUAAAAUCUCUGAAGUCAAGUUUACGAGUUAAUCUGAUGAGCCGUCAGCCACAAGUGAUGCUAGCCCAUACCUUCCACCUGUCCUGUGUAGUGAGGGCCAACUACUCGGAUCUCAAGCUGCCGUUCUCGGUAACGUGGCAGUUCCAGCCAGCGGGCUCUGGAGCCUUUCAUCGGCUUAUUCGAAUUGCCCACAAUGGCACCGUUGAAUGGGGGGACGUCCUCUCCCAGAUCCACAGGAAGACGAAGGUGUCACAGUCUUUCUUUCGUUCUCAACUCCAAAUCUACGAUGCAGCUAUGGAGGAGACAGGGGUGUAUCGGUGUACAGUGGAGGUUUAUGACAGAGAUUCCAUAUGCACAAGUGGCCCAGCCAGAGUAUCUGCCACCUCUAACCUAUUAAUGAUUACUGUCACCUUUCCAGAGAGCAAACUGAGCGUGAACUCAAGCAGUCAGGUCCAAGAGCUAUCCAUCAGCUCCAGCACUCAGAUAGAAUGUGCCAUCUUGUCCCGAUCUGCUGGAAACCUUCCGUUAUCCAUCAUUUGGUACUUCUCUUCCGUUUCUGCAAAUGCAUCCUAUCUGAAAAUCCUAGAAAUGGACCAAAGCAGUGUUGUAAAAUAUGGGGACGAAUUUCAAACCCCUCGGAGCAAGCAAAAAUUUUAUUCUGAGAAAGUUUCUCAAGACUUAUUUCUGCUGAACAUUCUGAGUGUGGAGGACAGUGACCAGGGCCACUACCACUGUGCUGUAGAGGAAUGGCUCUUAUCUACAAAUGACACUUGGCAAAAGCUUGAAAGAAAGACUUCAGGACUCACAGAAUUGAAACUCAGGCCCACAGGAAGCCAGGUCCAUGUCUCCAAAGUGAAUUGGACAGGAAACGCUACCGAGUAUGGAGAGGCGGGCUUCAGCUGCAGCCUAGAUGGCUCAGGCAGCACAGCUUCCCUAUACUCUGUGACAUGGUACCGGGGCAGAGGAACUGCCACGGCUACUGCUGCCGCAGUUGCCAAUGCCACUGCCACCAUCACUGCCCCCGCAGGGAGUCAAAUGCUGGUGCACCUGCAGUAUGACGGCUUGCUGCAGUAUGGCAGAGAGGGGAGCAGGAGGCUCCAGCACUGCUACCGAUCCUCUCCCACAGACUUCGUCCUGAAGCUGCAUCGGGUGGAAAUGGAGGAUGCUGGGAUAUAUUGGUGCAGGGUGACUGAGUGGCAGCAACAUGGCCACCCAGGCAAGUGGAUCAACCAAGCCUCAGGCGAGUCGCAACGAAUGGUGCUCAGGGUGCUGCGCUCAGAGCCCACGGUCUCCUCCCUGAUCUGCUCCUCGGGGCCCUUGCUCCACUUCCUCAUCGUCUGCCCCUUCGUCAUGCUGCUCCUUCUGGCCACGUCCUUCCUCUGCUUGUACCGGAAGGCCAGGAAGUUGUCACAGCUGAGUCUCAGUGCAAAGAAAGAAAAGGCUCUCUGGGUGGGCAUGAGAAAGACAUCACUUCAGAAGGAAGCUGGAGAGGAGAGUGGACACUACUGAGGAGCACCUGGGCUGGAGAAAGGAGCGUGGAGGGAUUGGGUUGGAGCGUGGAGGAUGAAUGAAUUCUGUUUUAGACCUUGGCCAAGUUACCAAGGGACCAGAAGGGAUGUGCCAUGGACAUAGAUUGUUAACCAUAUCUUGUCGAGUGUUUCUUUGUGUAGCAACCAUUUUUUUUUCUUUGCAUCCUUCAGAAGCAGAUAGUGUCAUUGUCCCCACUCACACAGACCUCACCUCCUGGAGGUCCAGCCUCAUCUGGAAAGAGAGGAACACCAGCUGUCGAGCCUUCCUUCCUCUCUCAUUCCUCUCCCACUCAUCUAUUCCCUUGGCAACAUCAGCUUGGCCCAGUCACAAGGGAAAUCAUUUUUCUCUAGAUAAGAAAUGUAGGAAAAACCGGGUGUCGGCAAAGCCGGAGGGAUUGAGAGCAUGGACUGGCUUGCCUGAAAUCGGACUCCCCCAAUCAUUAUGUAAUUUUUUCUAGGCAGAAAUCCGAUGUUUUUUCUCCAACCCCCCUUUACAAAUGCCCGCUGAAAAGUGUAAGAGUCGUUGUCUAAUCAAUAUCGGCGCUUUGACAAAAGGGUAAUGUGUUACAGCCUUUUGGAAGUUUUCAUUUGGCUUCCUGCUUUUAUAAUUGGGGAUGCUUUUUGUUUCUGUUUUUAUGAUGUCAAGGAAAGGCCUUGGGAUACAGCCCUAGGCCAGCCUUGAACUUGAUCUCACUGUCUAGCCCUACACUGUACAGUCUGGACCGUCCUCCACCUUACAGCCCUCUUCCCCCCACCAAGGCCAGCCUCCAAGGGCUGGGAUUCAAAGCAUGCAUUGGCACUGGUCGGUGCUGUGCAUGUCUUUAAUCCCAGCACUCAGGAGAUAGAAGUGUAUGAAUCUCUACACUCAAGGCCAGCCUGGUCUACAGACUGAGUUCCAGGAAACCCAGGCAGGGCUACACCGAGAAACCCUCUCUUGGAAAAAGAAGGAGGAAGAAGAAAAGGAGGAGGAGGAGGAAGAGGAAAGGGAGGGUGAGGAGAGCAGGGGCAUUGGCAUGCUUGGUUUAAGAGAUAGUAAGUCAUCGUUGAAGAGCAUCCUUCUUCCCAUACAACAGUGUUCUACUCAGCCCCCAAGGCCUCCUAUCUCCUUCACACACACACACACACACACACACACACACACACACACACACACACCAGCCUACCACCAUAGUGCUAGGCCUUGGCCAGUGCCUUUGUUGAAAGCACUGAGUCGGAGGAAAGAGCCUCGGUAGAACUUGGGAGACGGCUCUGCAGUAAUGCCCCUGUCUCAUGGUACUGGAGUGUGGGUUCAAGGGAAGAAGAGGGUCAAGUCUGACUCCUGAGUUUCCUAAUCUCACCCUAGAAAUCCCAAGGGCGAGGUGUGAUGGUUUAAGGCUUUCAAGAGCUGUUUCCACUGAGCAGGCCUGGCUGUAGCCAGAAUUGAAAAUCAAUCAAAUAAAGGACCUCAGAUAACACA